GUCUGAUCGAGGAGAUGAUUGGCCGCCUGCAGUCGGAAGCCCAUGCAGAAGCAGAUCAUCAGGCUUUCUGCGACAAGGAGAUGUCGCUGGCUUCGGUGAAGCGUGACGAUAAACAAUCAGAUGUUGACAAGCUUUCGACGAAGAUGGAAAAAGCGAGGUCAGAGCUUACGCUUUUGUCACAACAGUCUUCGAGACUGCGACAGGAACUAGCUGACCUCGCGCAGUCAAGCGCUGAACUGGACAAGGUCCGGCAGGAGGAGAAAGUCUUGUUUGAGAAAGCGCACAAAGACACGCAGGAGGGCUUGGAGGGUCUACGAAUGGCUUUGCAGGUGUUGAGAACGUUUUAUGCAAAAAUCGGUGGCUCCACAG
This is a messenger RNA of Symbiodinium necroappetens, 369 nucleotides long. NCBI's taxonomy places the organism in Eukaryota, Dinophyceae, Suessiales, Symbiodiniaceae. The record is from the annotation of a GenBank genome assembly.